GGUUCGGCGGAUUCUACUGCCCCCCCCCCCCACUUUCCCGCGCGCUUCUCUGCUCGGCGCUUCGGACUCAUCGGUGGGCGCGUGGCGCACAGCCAGGUGGCGGGGGACCCGGAGUCCAUCUGCGGGAAAGUAUGCCUCAGACUCCUCCUUUUUCAGCAAUGUUUGAUAGCAGUGGUUACAACCGAAACCUCUAUCAGUCUUCAGAGGACAGCUGUGGAGGGCUGUAUUACCAUGACAACAAUCUCCUUUCUGGGUCUCUGGAAGCUCUUAUCCAGCACUUAGUACCUAAUGUGGAUUACUAUCCAGAUAGGACAUAUAUAUUCACCUUCCUCCUCAGUUCUCGGUUGUUUAUGCAUCCGUAUGAGCUCAUGGCCAAAGUUUGCCAAUUAUGUGUUGAGCACCAGAGACUAAGUGAUCCUGAUAGUGAUAAGAGCCAGAUGAGAAAAAUUGCACCCAAAAUUCUUCAGCUCUUGACAGAAUGGACUGAAACAUUUCCUUAUGAUUUUCGGGAUGAAAGAAUGAUGAGAAACUUAAAAGAUCUGGCUCACAGAAUAGCCAGUGGCGAGGAGCAGACAUACCGGAAGAAUGUCCAGCAGAUGAUACAGUGUCUGAUCCGAAAGCUCACCACGCUCAGCCAGUAUGAGGAAGUUUUGGCAAAAAUCAGCUCCACCUCCACAGAUAGACUCACAGUUCUGAAAACCAAGCCACAGUCCAUCCAGAGGGAUAUCAUUACCGUCUGCAGCGACCCUUACACGUUGGCCCAGCAGCUGACUCACAUAGAGCUGGAAAGACUCAACUAUAUCGGGCCAGAAGAAUUUGUUCAGGCGUUUGUACAGAAGGAUCCCUUAGACAAUGACAAGAGUUGCUAUACUGAGCGGAAGAAAACACGAAAUUUAGAAGCUUAUGUGGAAUGGUUCAAUCGACUAAGCUACUUGGUUGCAACAGAAAUCUGCAUGCCUGUGAAGAAGAAACACCGAGCAAGAAUGAUAGAGUAUUUCAUUGAUGUAGCUCGAGAAUGUUUCAAUAUUGGCAACUUUAAUUCCUUGAUGGCAAUAAUCUCUGGCAUGAAUAUGAGCCCAGUCUCUCGACUAAAAAAAACCUGGGCCAAAGUGAAGACUGCAAAGUUUGAUGUUCUUGAGCAUCAGAUGGACCCUUCCAGCAAUUUCUAUAAUUAUCGAACAGCUCUUCGUGGGGCAGCACAAAGGUCUUUAACUGCUCAUAGCAGCAGAGAGAAGAUUGUGAUACCAUUCUUCAGUCUCCUAAUCAAAGAUAUUUAUUUCCUUAAUGAGGGCUGUGCCAACCGCCUUCCAAAUGGCCAUGUCAAUUUUGAGAAAUUUUGGGAACUAGCCAAACAAGUAAGUGAAUUUAUGACAUGGAAACAAGUGGAGUGUCCAUUUGAGAGGGACCGGAAGAUCUUGCAGUAUCUCCUCACAGUUCCUGUCUUCAGUGAAGAUGCUCUCUACUUGGCUUCUUACGAGAGUGAAGGACCUGAAAACCACACAGAGAAAGACAGAUGGAAGUCUUUAAGGUCCAGCCUGUUAGGCAGAGUUUAACAUAUAGAAGCUGCCUGUUGCUGUUGCUGUUGCUGCUGCAUGGUGCAGACCACAGAAAGGCUGGCCUUUGUUUUCUGACAUCUCCUCCUAGGACAGAUCAUGAAGACCCCUCAGCCCUGGGAGAUCUCAGAUCAACAAAGCAAGAAAGCCCACUGCAGAGCAGAUGGGAAAGUCAUUUCCCACAGCUGACAGAUUGACUCAAGGUUUUGUGGGACUGAAAUGUUCACUGAAGACACUUGAGAAAGAAUCCUCUAAAGAUCCUGGCUCUGACAUGAUUCAUCUUUUGGAAUUUCCAUGUGAAUCACAGCUCUGCACCUGGAUGGAGUUUUCUUUUGUGCGUGUGUGUGCUUUGCUUAUUUGGUUGAACAUUUGCUGCUAAUGGGACUUACUCGGCUGAGCACCGGCUCUUAGGAAGCCCAUGUUUCUUUGUUAAUUUAAAUGAAAAAAGGAGAGGAGGGAGGGGAAAUCCCCCUCAGUUUAGAUCUCAGACCUCAGCCAGGCAAGGGAAGACUGGUUUGAUGCCAACCAUGGACUUUACUUCCUUUAGUAUGUGUUGUGUUGUAAAUUCCUCUCCUCCUUCUUCCUAUGAAGUUUUGAGUUGGCUGCUGGUUAGCAAACUCCUUUUUACCCAUAUAAGUUAUUUAAUAUAAGAAUGAAGCUUAACACUGUGGUAGGAAAAUAGCCACUAGGAAGAAAAAAAAAAGCAGAGUUUGUCAUUGGACUGCUAACCAAGCUAGAGGGACCUUUGGCCCUCUUUGCCCUUCUGGAACUGUUUACAACUAACUGACCACUGUGUUCUACAGAUGUAUUGUUGUUUUGUAGUUUUUUUGUUACUUAGUUUUCCAUGAUGCCUAUUUUUUUUCCUUGUAAAUUUAAGUUAUCUGACUUUGAAGGUUUAACGACAAAACAAAACCCUGUCAUAAUUACAGGUUUAUUUUCUUUAACAGACUAAUUUUUAUGGUUACUUCUUGGAGUCUGUUGGUGACUAAACCUAUAAACAAAGAGUAAAUUGGAAAAGUGACCUCCUCACCCUUAGCAAGUGAAUCAAAACAGCUGACAAAUAUGUUGAUGUGGAGACAAUGAUGGAUCUGCUUGUGAAAUAGUUCAGCUUGUUAAACAUCUAAAUCGAUCUAUAGUUGCUCUGCAAACAGCUAUUAUGUAUCUUUACUCUAGGAGAAACUGUAGAGUAGUAAUAUGUGCUAAUGAAAAGCAAAACACCAUGUUCAAACCAGAGCUGUAUCUGGAAACCUCCUUCUGUGGUUGCCAGAACCAAGCAUGUGUGUGUGCUCUGCUUCACCGCAAUGGGUCUAAAGUGUCUCCAACUUGUCCUUUUACAACCAUCAAUAUAAUUCCCACUCUGCUGCCAGGA
Dipodomys spectabilis (banner-tailed kangaroo rat) is the source of this 2922-nucleotide messenger RNA. RefSeq names its product RasGEF domain family member 1B (gene Rasgef1b). The transcript has 14 exons. NCBI's taxonomy places the organism in Eukaryota, Metazoa, Chordata, Mammalia, Rodentia, Heteromyidae. Gene Ontology annotation, cellular component: plasma membrane. The coding region runs from base 132 to 1553 and encodes 473 amino acids. Gene Ontology annotation, biological process: positive regulation of GTPase activity; Ras protein signal transduction. Gene Ontology annotation, molecular function: guanyl-nucleotide exchange factor activity. The record is from RefSeq and is a predicted model, not a curated record.